Messenger RNA from Lepidothrix coronata (blue-crowned manakin), 1948 nucleotides. RefSeq names its product zinc finger FYVE-type containing 27 (gene ZFYVE27). Gene Ontology annotation, biological process: neurotrophin TRK receptor signaling pathway; positive regulation of axon extension; endoplasmic reticulum tubular network formation. Gene Ontology annotation, cellular component: endoplasmic reticulum tubular network; growth cone membrane. The record is from RefSeq and is a predicted model, not a curated record. Bases 1 to 1227 code for a protein of 408 amino acids. The transcript has 12 exons. Gene Ontology annotation, molecular function: metal ion binding. Lineage: Eukaryota; Metazoa; Chordata; Aves; Passeriformes; Pipridae.
AUGCAGGCGGUGGAGCGGGACGGGGCGGCGGGCGGCUCCGAAGGGGUGGCGGGCGGCGGUGAGGCCCCACCAGAGCCGUCGCCGCCCAAGGCUGCCGCCGCUUUCGACCUGCUGGAGCUGGUGCGGAGCUACCGGCGACUGGAGCUGUACCUGGAGCCGGUGCGGGACGCGGCCGAGGGCAUCCGCUCCCUCCUGAGGUGGCAGCGGCCCGUGUGCUCCCUCCUGGUCUGCCUCGGCCUCAACUUCCUCCUGCUCACCCUCGGACAAGCCGCCUGGUACUCGAUGCUCGCCCUGCUGGUCGCGGUGCCGGCCCUGCUGGGCUACCUGCAGGAGUCGUGCCGGGCCCGGCCCUCGGAGCCGGAGCUGGUGCGCAGGAGGUACCACAGCAUCCGCAGGGAGGACCUGCGCAAGGUGCAGCUCUCCCGGCAGGAGGCCAUCGCCCAGGUCAAGAGCUUCCUGAUCCAGCUGGAGGGGUUUCUGAGCGGGAUGUGUUGCAACUGUGAGGCCGUGUACCGUGUGCUGUACUGGGAGAAUCCCACUGUCUCUUCCCAGUUUUAUGGGGCACUGCUGGGCACUGUUUGUGUCCUUUACCUACUGCCCCUCUGCUGGGUCCUGGCCAUCAUCAACAGCACCCUGUUCCUGGGCAACACCCAGUUCUACCAAGUGAUAAUGGAGCUCAAGGCCUCGAUUGAGCAGUGCGUGGGCACCAAGCCCCUCGAGAGCACUCCAGAGCCUGCUGAACCCCUGCCAGCAGCUGCUGCCCCAGAUCGGACCCCCACACCCACCAGCGCAGAGGACCUUACCCCUGGAAGCGUGGAGGAGGCAGAGGAGGCAGAGCCUGAUGAAGAGUUCAAAGAUGCUAUUGAGGAGAACCAGCUGCUGGUCAUGGAGGAUGACGAGAGCUCUCAGUGCUCAACCGAUUUUGACCUCAGCCUCCCGGACAAUGGUUUUAUGAGCAAAAACGAAGUGAUCCGCAGCAAGGUGUCACGUCUGACCGAGCGCCUGCGAAAGCGUUACCCCAGCAACAACUUCGGGAGCUGCACGGGCUGUGCAGCCACCUUCUCUGUGCUCAAGAAGAGGAGGAGCUGCAGUAACUGUGGGAACAGCUUCUGCUCCAGGUGUUGUUCCUUCAAAGUCCCUAAGGCUGUGAUGGGAGCCACGGCCCCAGAGGCUCAGAGGGAGACGGUGUUUGUGUGUGCUCUGUGCAACCAGGUGCUCAUCAAGUGAUGAAACAGACCCAGCUCUUGUGGCCUGCACUGCCUGACACCUGGGACAGCGGGCAGGCACCCUUGCCACCAGGAACCUGGACUGUUUGGAUCCCAGCGUGGCAUUCCCCAGACAGAGGAUGCUUGCACUCUCUGCUCCUCCUGCUAGUGCCAGGCUAGGGCCUGACCAGCUCUCCUUGCCACGCAAAGGCUGAGUCCCUGUGGUGGAAUAUUGUCCGUGGCUGUGUCCCAUCCCUGCAGCUGCUCCAAGCCCUGGGUGCUCUCCGGCACUUGCUGCACCCUGCCAUGUGCUUGCCCAGGCCCUGUGGCCUGGCUCAGUGAUGGAGGAGCCAUCUUUCCCUUCACCUCCUGGUUGGGGUGGAACAACCUCAGGGCUCCGUCCCUACCUUUCCCAGCACUGUGCUAUAAAUGACUGUAUUUUUGGGAUCAAGUCAGAACUCUACCUGCACCUCCAGGAGAUGUGGUCCUUGGUCCUGGUCAGCUGACACCCUGCUGGUCACUCCUGUGCUCCUUGACGUCAUCACCUGCAGGUUUAGUCUUUUACCCCUGGAUUUGGCUGUAGUGCAGAGGAGGGUGAGUUUGGGCUGGGCUGUGUGGCCGUGUCUCCAGUGUGAGAAGAGGCAGGAGUUGGUGCUGCUCUGUGCACUUAGUGACUGCUGCUUUCUAAUACAGAUUAAUAUAUAAUUGCAUAUAGAGAAUGACCAAUAAAUUUCUUGUCCUUA